Messenger RNA from Dalotia coriaria, 985 nucleotides. It is a transcript of the gene Osi5, whose product is annotated as Osiris 5. The transcript is spliced from 2 exons. The coding region runs from base 75 to 728 and encodes 217 amino acids. The record is from RefSeq and is a predicted model, not a curated record. Gene Ontology annotation, cellular component: membrane. NCBI's taxonomy places the organism in Eukaryota, Metazoa, Arthropoda, Insecta, Coleoptera, Staphylinidae.
GGUCUGCAGAAGCACAUUCGACAACCAGCGAUCGUGUAAUCAACGUCGAGUCGCUCGAUAACAGUCUCCACAAGAUGUGCAAAUUCCUAGUGCUCGCCGCGUUCGUCGCUAUCGUCGCGACGGCCAGCGCCUCCACCGAGGGUACUGACUUCUCGCACGGCUUCCAAAUUCUUGGCAAGGUUGUGCGGCAAUACCUCAAUUCUCAGCCGGAGGACUACAAGCUCGGCGAUGGUGUCCAUCUGAUCAGCACCAAGAGCGAGAAUGACGCUAGGGCCAAUACUGAUGAUGGCAGCGUGUUGGGAGCUGUUGAGAACUACCUCCAGACCCAUGAGGUUCGCAUCAAGUUGCCAGAACUCAUGCCAGGCGAAGGUUUCGCUAGGUCUUUCAAGGAUGCCAUGCAAGGAUUAGAUGCUAACUCUCCUGGAACACCAAGAGGCAAGGACAAGAAUGGUCUUGGAGGAAUCAUGAUCCUGGGUCUGAUGAUGGGAAAGAUGAUGGCUGCUUUGGGUCUUGGAGGUGUGGGUCUUUUGGCCAUGAAAGCCCUGAUGGUAUCCGCUUUAGCCCUCAUGUUGUCUAUGAUCAUUGGUUUGAAGAAACUCGUCUCCCAUGAUCACGAUGAUGGCGGUCAUACUGUUAUUCAUGCCUCCCAUGGUCAUGACCACCACAGGAGGAAGAGGGAAGCCCUUGAUAUGGCCUACCAAGCCUGGAGGGAAUACCAAUCUAGCUAAAUCUAGGAAUUACCAAUCCAUCAACCAAUUUCAGAGAAGAUUUUUUAACCAAUAUUUAUUUAUUUAAUAUUUAUUACGUAAAUUAUUUUCCAAUUCAGCGCGUCCCUUCGCCGAGAUCUCCCUUCGAAAAAAAGAAACUCUCUUGUGUUGUAAUUGUUUAUUUGAACUCUUCAGAUCAUUAUAAAUUGUAAAACUUAAUUCUUAUAUGUUUUUUUCUAUUUUUUGAAUAAUAAAAUGAUGUAAAUACCAAAAAAAAA